AUGUUACGCCUACACGCAGCGCGUCGUGGAGGUGCAGAGGGGCUUACGGCCCUAGGGAAUAUUUUAGGCUUAACUGAUGUGACUGAAGAAAACGUCGAAAAUGUGAAGGAAAGAUAUAGAUAUAGGGACAGAGUUGAACUGCGUAAACGUGUUUGUGUUUGUUUUCGACGAGAUGACCAAUUAGCAACAAAGAUGUUAAGAUUGGCUUGCAUGCUUGCUUUGGCGAGCGUUGCAUCAGCUCAACUCACAUUGGACGGUAUUCGUUGUGGCCAAUUGACUUGCCAACUGGACGAAUACUGCUCUCCGGAGACCAAUCGAUGCGCGCCAUGUGGCGUCGUCUGCAACAAGACCCACCAUAACUUCGAUUCCGGUCUUUGUAUUAAAGAAUGCCAAGGUUACCUCUUGGAUCUACGGUACAUGCGACGCACAGAAUCCAUGUCACCACCAUCAGACAUCAAUGGUGUUCAGCGUCAAGCUCAGACUGCCUUGAUUGUGAGUGGUGUGGCGUUGGCCGUAUUGCUCUUGGUUCUAAUUAUCAUUUGCCGCGGUCGCUUAUCUUGGAGAUACCUUAAACAGAAGCUUCAGCCGUCCAAGAAUCGCGUAAAGCAAUACCCCACAGACUUAACCCACCACAAUCCGCAUGCCGAAAUGCCGAAACCGAAGCCGGAUUUGAAACUGGAAAUCCGAAACCCAGAACCGCCGAAACGACACCAGCCGUUAAACGUUCGAGACCUUGACGCCAGAACGCAGACUGAGAGGAGUGUUGGUGCUACCACUCCCAAAACCAUCAGCACAGCUAUUAGUAAUAGACACCCAGCGGAAGACACUACCCUCGACUUCUCCUACGACAACAUGGGUAUGAACGUCACGCCACCAGAACAGCCAGCAGCUAGUCACAAAUUCUGA
Leptosia nina is the source of this 906-nucleotide messenger RNA. The record is from the annotation of a GenBank genome assembly. Lineage: Eukaryota; Metazoa; Arthropoda; Insecta; Lepidoptera; Pieridae.